Molecule: messenger RNA, 4122 nt
Organism: Colossoma macropomum (tambaqui)
Lineage: Eukaryota; Metazoa; Chordata; Actinopteri; Characiformes; Serrasalmidae
Gene: dpysl2a
Product: dihydropyrimidinase like 2a
Exons: 14
Coding region: 273-1994 (573 amino acids)
Cellular component (GO): cytoplasm; cytosol
Molecular function (GO): hydrolase activity, acting on carbon-nitrogen (but not peptide) bonds, in cyclic amides
Source: RefSeq, a predicted model, not a curated record
UGCAAAUCUCUCCUCAUCGGCGAACCGUUCGAGUCGGACUCGCGUUGGCGCAGAGCUGGAAGGCGGAGAAAGGGGGAAAAGGUUGGCAGCGGAACCGAAAGGGGCUAAUUUCUCUUUAUCGAAUUUUUGACCGAAAACGUAUCAGUGAAGGCCAUCGCCUUUGGGUUUUCCCUAUUUUUAGCGCGUUUUGCGAGCACCGGCGACGUUGAGCAUCAGCUCCUCCACGGCUAGCGGCGAACAAUACAAACGGAGCCACCGCAACCACCGUCGACAUGUCCGGCUACCAGGGCAAGAAGAACAUCCCCCGCAUCACCAGUGACCGUCUCCUCAUCAAAGGGGGGAAGAUAGUGAACGAUGACCAGUCCUUCCAUGCUGACAUCUAUAUGGAGGAUGGAGUCAUUAAGCAAAUUGGAGAGAACCUCAUUGUUCCUGGUGGGGUGAAAACCAUUGAUGCCCAUGGCAGGAUGUUGAUCCCUGGUGGCAUUGAUGUUCACACCCGUUUCCAGAUGCCCGACCGGGGCAUGACGGCAGCUGACGACUUCUACCAAGGCACCCGUGCCUCUCUAGCUGGAGGCACCACCAUGAUCAUUGACCAUGUGGUGCCAGAGCCCGGCGUUAGCCUCAUAGCAGCCUUUAACCAGUGGAGGGAGUGGGCCGACAGCAAGUCAUGCUGUGAUUAUUCUCUCCACGUUGACCUCACUGAGUGGCACAACGGCAUGCAGGAAGAGAUGGAAACCCUGGUGAAGGACCACGGUGUCAACUCUUUCCUGGUCUAUUUGGCUUAUAAGGAUGUUUUCCAGCUAAAUGAUUCCCAGAUGUAUGAGGUGUUCAGUGUGAUCCGUGACCUGGGAGCCAUCGCCCAGGUGCAUGCUGAGAAUGGUGACAUCAUUGCUGAGGAGCAGAAAAGGAUCCUUGAGCUAGGCAUCACUGGGCCAGAGGGCCACGUCCUGAGUCGUCCAGAGGAGGUGGAGGCCGAGGCAGUCAACCGCGCAGUGACGGUGGCCAAUCAAACAAACUGCCCCCUGUACAUCACCAAGGUGAUGAGCAAGAGUGCUGCUGAUGUCAUUGCUCAGGCCAGGAAAAAAGGCACUGUAGUGUACGGAGAGCCCAUCUCGGCCAGCUUGGGCACAGACGGCACUCACUAUUGGAGCAAAAACUGGGCCAAGGCUGCUGCUUAUGUCACAUCUCCACCCCUCAGCCCGGACCCCACCACCCCAGACUAUCUGAACUCCCUGCUGUCCUGUGGUGAUCUGCAGGUAACUGGCAGUGCUCACUGCACCUUUAACACCUCUCAGCGUGCCGUGGGCAAAGACAACUUCACCCUCAUCCCAGAGGGCACCAACGGCACUGAGGAAAGAAUGUCCAUAAUCUGGGACAAGUGUGUGGUGACAGGUAAGAUGGAUGAGAAUCAGUUUGUGGCUGUGACCAGCACCAACGCAGCCAAGAUCUUCAACCUUUACCCCCGUAAGGGCCGCAUCGCUGUGGGCUCAGAUGCUGACUUGGUGCUGUGGGACCCUGAUGUCACCAGAAUUAUUUCUGCCAAGAGCCAUAACCUGGCAGUGGAAUAUAAUAUCUUUGAAGGUGUGGAGGUGCGUGGCGCUCCCUUGGUGGUGAUUAGUCAGGGCAAGAUUGUGCUGGAGGACGGAAACCUCCACACCACCGAAGGCUCGGGGCGUUACAUCACCCGCAAGCCCUUCCCUGAUUAUGUCUACAAAAGGAUAAAGGCUCGCAGCAGGCUUGCUGAGCUGCGUGGGGUCCCGCGUGGUCUCUAUGAUGGUCCGGUGUGUGAAGUUACUGUUACCCCUAAAGUAAUGACCCCUGUCACCUCCAACAAGGCCUCUCCAGCCAAACCCACUCCUCAGCCCGUCCGCAACCUUCACCAGUCUGGAUUCAGCCUGUCUGGAGCUCAAAUUGAUGACAACGUUCCUCGCCGUACCACCCAGCGCAUUGUGGCGCCCCCCGGUGGCAGGGCCAAUAUCACCAGCCUGGGUUAGAUUCCCCAUGUGCCCAACCCAGCAAGGAAGGGGUGGGAGGGGGUUAAGAGAACCAUGGGCCUUUGAUGGGCUCUGGUACCACUCCUACCAACUGGACCCCCACCAGGCCCCCUGCAAGCACACCUCCAGCUCCCCAUAUUAUGCAUCCUCCAAUUCACCCCACACCUCUCCUCACUCCAUUCACUCCAUUUUUCUCCCCCCACAUUCAGGCUUCAUUCUGAAAAUGCAUUGUUUAAUUUUCAGCGUUCGACACAGCCGAGGCAUUAGCCUGUAUUUCUCAACACUACAUGCGUACUGCUCCUCAACCACUUUUAUUUCCUUGUAGGAAGAGUCAAGUGAAUCAAAACUGAAUUUAUUAUUUAUUAUUGUUUAUUGGGACACAAAUCAUACAGGAAAAGGUCUUGUUCCUAAUUAUAGUUCAGUCAGUUGUGUCCAUUCCACUCAAAACGUCGACAAAUCGGCAAAAGCCUAAUCGUUCAGACGUUUUUAGAAUGCUGUUUUAUGAGGAAUUCCGUUAGCUAGGUGUUAUUUUGCUGUCUCUUAUGUUUUUUAUUGUGCUGCCAGCACUCUUACAGAACAUUCACUUUGGUCUUCCUCUUGCCUCACAUUUAUGCACUUCUGUACUUGCAUUUCGGGACACCUUCUUGGCAUUAUUUCUUUUUAUUUUCACUCUGAGAAAAAAAAACAAAAAAAGUAACGCCUCAGUCAUUUUAAACAGGUUGCUUUGGUCUAAGAGAACUUGGCUAAUAUCAGCAGUUUUAGGGUUAAACCAUUCACCACCUCUCACUCUUUUCACAGUGUGGGGGGUUCACUAUAGACACACAAUACAGUUUGGGCAACUAUUGGCUGAGUGAAAGGAGAAAACAAAAAAGACUGGAGCCCUAUUUACUGCUUUUGCCCCUUUUACAGAUGCACCCCCCCACACACACAUCUCUAGUUGUCAAUGGGUUAGAAGGUUACCGUGGCAACUGCCCAUCAACACUUGGCACGGCUGUUUAUUGGACACGACAGCUGUGCUGUGGGUGGGUAGUGCCCCUCCUCUCUCUACGCCAGGUGCUAUUUGAUCGGCGCUGCUGAUGUGGGAAUGGCCAAUGCACGCCUGUCCCACAAUAUCACAGCCUGUACCGUUUUGUCCACAGCCCCACCACAGGGGUGCGCUUAGUCAUCACGAAACUCCCUCACACAACCCCUAACAGGAUAAAGCUCUCCCCCAUGACCUUUACUGUAAUGACAUUUUUUGUGGCUUCUGCAUCGACCAUAGUAAUCUCCAAAAAAAAAACAGUUUCGUCUGGCAUGUGUAGAAUUGAUCCUGUGGAGAUAAGAUGUUGAUUUGACUUAUCUGUUUAAAAGAAUGUUUUUUUUUAAACUCUGCUGUUUUUUUUAACGUCACAUUCACUUGCCUGCCUGUUCGCUAGAUGAUACAGUUCUUAAUGACUGUCUGUGAGUAUUGUUAUAAUGAGCUAAGCAUUUCUCAUGAAAAAAAAAACAUGUACAGAAUUCAUCCCUCUGCCUCGUUCCAUCCGUUGAAUGAAAUGCCGUUGGAGGCUCUGGCUUCAGCUGUCAACUUCCACAUAAGUGAUAGCAGAUUCCUUAACAGAGAUGUUAAUCUGAGCUAGCAGGAAAAUGUUAGAGAAGACUAAACAAACCCACAUCAGCACUAGAUAUCCCUCACACACUUUUGUGCAGUAUUACUCCUCACCUUUUUACACAGACAACCCUUUUAUGCGCUUGGGAAAAGUCGCCCUGAGCUGUAACUCCGUCCCAUCUCGGUUAACUACUCACAAACACCUGUUUGUAAAUCAGUGGUAUAUGCUAAUCAGUGAGCGGAGCUGGUAGUCUGGUGCCAGUUUCGUACUACACUCCUCCAACUUCCAUGCCUUGUCAUCUAAGGAUAUGAGUUUCUGCUAGUUGUGAUGUCUGUGGAUUGCAGAGGGGGAAGUAUAUUUUAGUGUCUUUUUUAUUUUUAUGACUUGUUGUUGCCCUUUGCCAUCCAUUGUUGAAGGUAAAAAAUGUUGACAGUGUAUGUUUUGUAGGCUAUUGGGAUCUGUGAAGGUUUUCUCUCUCUGAAAGCUUUGUGUCCCAUAAGUGUUUAAUGAAAUGAUUUUAAGUAUUAAAAAAUGGAACAAAA